Molecule: messenger RNA, 552 nt
Organism: Klebsormidium nitens
Lineage: Eukaryota; Viridiplantae; Streptophyta; Klebsormidiophyceae; Klebsormidiales; Klebsormidiaceae
Source: the annotation of a GenBank genome assembly
AUGAUGGAGCACAUCCGAGCAGCCAGCAGGAGGGCCUUGAACGCUGGGCCCUCGCCGAGGAUGGAACCGGGACGGCAACUGAUCAACCGAUUCAGCAAGAUAGUCGCUGCAGAGCCGGACCCGCCCCCCAGCGCCACGCCCCGUCCAGUGAUCCCCCCUCUGCGCACAGUAGAAACGGUGGGGACUGUCACAAGAGUGCAAGCAGAGGGCCAGGGCAAUCUCUUCCAAAAGGGGGUGGGCUUCGUCAAGGCCAUUGUCCCCUUCUUUCAGUGGGGUUUGUCCUUUGAACAGCUCCUCCCACUCUUUGCCUUCACGAGUGUCAUCGUUGCACUGUGUGUGAUGUACUUACGGAAGAGGUCACGAGACCGCAGGAUCUCGCCGUUCGUGCCGAUAGACCUCCCAGCAUAUUCGCGGGCCAGGGACGACCCUUUCGUCACUACAUCAAACAAGACGCACUCAGAGCUGGCAGCAGGAGAGGCCUUGGCGAUAGGCUUUGUAGAACCAGUCACAGUUAAACGGGACAUCAUGUUCCGGUCUGGAAGACUACCGUAG